GGAGAGGUCCCUAGGGGCCCAAAGCAGGGAGUACUGGCAGCUCUGCCCCCACCCCAGGGUCAGGAAGGGGCUCCUUCUGGGAAGACCCAAGCCCUCAGGGCCGUUAGAAGAAGGGCUCUCCCACUCCCCAUCUGUCCACCUCUGCCACCAUCACUCAGAUCUCUUCUUUGCUCUCCGUCUCCCCGUGUGUUUGUCUCCUUCUCUGUAGGGCCGUCUCUAGGCCUGAGGUGCCUCCUGUGGGUCCUGGAGGAUGAACCAGCCACAGAGGAUGGCGCCCGUGGGCACAGACAAGGAGCUCAGUGAUCUCCUGGACUUCAGCAUGAUGUUCCCCCUGCCAGCGGCCCACGGCAAGGGCCGGCCCACCUCCCUGGCCGGCGCCCAGUUUGGAGGCUCAGGGCUGGAGGACCGGCCCAGCUCGGGCUCCUGGGCCACUGGUGACCAGAACAACUCCUCCUUUGACCCCAGCCGGACCUAUGGGGAUGGCACGCACUUCAGCGAGCCCCACGGCAGCCUGUCUUCAUCCACAUUCCUGGGUCCCGGGCUUGGAGGCAAGGGCAGCGAGAGGAGUACGUAUACCACCUUCGGGAGAGACGCGGGUGUUGGCGGCUUGAGUCAGGCCGGCUUCCCACCCAGCGAGCUGGCCCUCAGCAGCCCCGGGCCGCUGUCCCCUUCAGGCCCCAAGGCCGGCGUCCAGUAUUACUCCUACCCCAGCCACGCUCGGCGCAGAGCCGCGGAGAGCGGACUGGACUCGCAGCCCAAGAAGGUCCGGAAGGUGCCGCCGGGUCUCCCAUCCUCGGUGUACCCGUCCAGCUCAGGGGAGGACUACGGGAGGGACAGCACCGCCUAUGCACCUGCCAAGGCCCCCAGCAGCGCCUAUCCCCCCCCCUUUUACAUGGCAGAUGGCAGCCUGCACCCCGCGGCCGAGCUCUGGAGCCCCUCCGGCCAGGCGGGCUUUGGGCCGGUGCUGGCUGGGGCCUCGUCACCCCUGCCCCUCCCCCCAGGCAGUGGCGGCUCUGUCGGGGGCAGCGCGGGCUUCGGCAGCCUGCACCAGCACGAGCGCAUGGGCUACCAGCUGCACGGGACGGAGGUGAACGGCGGGCUCCCGGCCGCGUCCGGCUUCUCCUCAGCCCCCGCGGCCGCCUAUGGCGGCGUCUCCAGCCAUACGCCCCCCGUCAGCGGGGCCGACAGUCUCCUGGGCUCCCGCGGGACUACUGCUGGCAGCUCUGGGGAUGCCCUGGGGAAGGCAUUGGCCUCGAUCUACUCCCCGGAUCACUCAAGCAAUAACUUCUCCUCCAGCCCCUCGACCCCCGUGGGCUCCCCCCAGGGCCUCGCAGGGACAUCGCAGUGGCCCCGGCCAGGAGCCCCUGGUGCCUUAUCGCCUAGCUACGAUGGGGGUCUCCACAGCCUGCAGAACAAGAUGGAGGACCGCCUGGACGAGGCCAUCCACGUGCUGCGUAGCCACGCGGUGGGCGCCUCGGCGGAUGUCCACGGGCUGCUGCCCGGCCAUGGGGCUCUGGCCUCGGGCUUUACCGGCCCCGUCAUGCCACUGGGGGGCCGACACACAGGCCUGGUGGGAGGCGGCCCCUCGGAAGACAGCCUUGCGGGCAGUAGCAGCCUCCUGCACAACCACGUGGCCCUCCCCGGCCAGCCCGGCGCCCUCCCCGAGCUCGCUCGGCCACCGGACUCCUACAGCGGACUCGCGCGCGCCGGGGCGGUCUCGGGCGCCGGUGAGAUCAAACGGGAGGAGAAGGAGGACGAGGAGAACACAUCGGCGGCCGACAACUCUGAGGAGGAGAAGAAGGAGCUGAAGCCCCCGCGGCCUCGGACCAGCCCGGACGAGGACGAGGACGACCUUCUCCCCCCAGAGCAGAAGGCUGAGCGGGAGAAGGAGCGCCGGGUGGCCAAUAACGCGCGCGAGCGGCUGCGGGUCCGAGACAUCAAUGAGGCUUUUAAGGAGCUGGGGCGCAUGUGUCAGCUGCACCUCAACAGUGAGAAGCCCCAGACCAAACUGCUCAUCCUGCACCAGGCCGUGUCGGUCAUCCUGAACCUGGAGCAGCAGGUGCGAGAGCGUAACCUGAACCCUAAAGCGGCUUGCUUGAAGCGACGAGAAGAGGAGAAGGUGUCGGGCGUGGUCGGAGACCCCCAGAUGGUGCUUUCCGCCGCUCACCCGGGCCUGGGCGAGGCCCACAACCCCGCGGGGCACCUGUGAGGAGGGGGCGCGGCCCGGGGCCAGCGACCCAGCCCGGUCCCUGCCGGCAGCACGGCCCCCACCCUGGGCCUCACCGUCCC
Messenger RNA from Lontra canadensis (Northern American river otter), 2289 nucleotides. It is a transcript of the gene TCF3, whose product is annotated as transcription factor 3. Gene Ontology annotation, molecular function: RNA polymerase II cis-regulatory region sequence-specific DNA binding; protein dimerization activity; DNA-binding transcription factor activity, RNA polymerase II-specific. The record is from RefSeq and is a predicted model, not a curated record. The coding region runs from base 251 to 2209 and encodes 652 amino acids. Gene Ontology annotation, biological process: immunoglobulin V(D)J recombination; regulation of transcription by RNA polymerase II. Gene Ontology annotation, cellular component: transcription regulator complex. Lineage: Eukaryota; Metazoa; Chordata; Mammalia; Carnivora; Mustelidae. The transcript has 18 exons.